UGUAUUAUUACUAAUUUAUUAUUUACAUUGUAUUAAUUAAUUUUGUUUGAUUGUUCGGUGUUAUUUAUUGUACUUUUAUUUUUUUUCUUAUUGUUUUCAUACGAGUAUUUAUUAAAAUAUAAAAAUGGUAAGCGUUUAUUCGUAUUUUGAAACGUACAUUUUAUUUUUUUUAAGUGCUGUGUAAUAUCUACAUCUUAAUAAUUAAUAUUACUUCCUUACCAUACCUAUGUACUUACCGUGUUCUUUAUAAUUUUGAAAUUAUUUUUAUAGUCUGAUAUUCAAAUGGAUUGUGCAUUGGAUCUAAUGAGGCGUUUGCCACCUCAAAAAAUUGAAAAGCAUUUGAGUGAUCUUAUUGACCUAGUUCCCAGUCUGUGCGAAGAUUUAUUAUCGUCUGUUGAUCAGCCGUUAAAAAUUGUACAAGACAAGCAAUACGGUAAAGACUUUUUACUUUGUGAUUAUAACAGAGAUGGAGAUUCGUAUAGGUAAUUUAUAAUAACACAAUAUUUUUACGACAAUAUUAUAAUUUAAAAUUGGAUUUUAGAUCACCCUGGAGUAAUACAUAUUUUCCACCACUGGAUGAUGGUGCAGUACCAACUGAAAAAUUACGUAAACUUGAAAUAGAUGCUAAUAUGGCAUUUGAUCAAUAUAGAGAGAUGUAUUUCGAAGGUGGUGUGUCUUCAGUUUACCUUUGGGAUUUAGACCAAGGCUUUGCCGGUAAAAUAAAUACAAUUUUUUUUAAAUUUUGAUCUAAUAUAGUAAUUAUUAUUAUAUGUAUCUACUAUUAAAUUUAAUUCAUUGAUUUUAUACAAUUAUUUUCCCUGAAUGAUAUUUUAAAAUAUUAAAAAUUAUGUUUUCUGAAUUAUUAUUGUAUACUUUUGUUUAUUAUGGUAGACCAAGAAAAUGUAUUUUCUUUUUUAUGGGUGUAUAUUUAUAUUUUAUAUGUACAAGUGUAACAAUACCAUUGAAUCUUAUUUCACCAAAAAAAAAAUGUCCAGUUCGUGAGCAGUGAUUUUAUGUUAAUAUCGCAAUUUGUAUUUAUUUUAAUUUUUUUAUACAGUUUAAAUUAUCAUUGAAUAAUGAAUAGCAUCCUGGUAAAAUCAUCAGAAUGUAAUAAGGAACAAAUAAGGUCCUACAGUUGAUAAGAAGAAAAUCAAUAUUGACAAAGUUAUUAGCCACAAAACUUAUAAAUUUAAUAAUUAUUUGUACUUAUAUAUAAUGUUGAAGUCUCCCUAAAAAAAAUAUUAUUUUGUGCAACCUUGAGUUUCACGUCUAAUAAUAUGAUAUAUACAGUAUUCAUCAAUGUAACAUUUAAAGUUAAACAAAAAUCUUUUUCUUACAUACUGUUUUAUAUGAACUUUUUGUAAUUCCAUUUUAGUCAAUCAGUUGUCAUUAUCAUUUCAUAUCAUAUUAUUAAUAAUCAAAAAAUAAUAAUUUUUAUGUUUUUUAGACAUAUUAUAGUGCAGAUUUUCAUACUUCUAAGUGUUAUACAAUUCUAUCCCUGCUAAUGUGUUAUCAAUUCUUAUAUAAUUUAGUUUUCAAUUGUCAUUUCAUAUUUUCUAAAUGUCAUAUUGAUGUGUUUUUACAUAGUAAAAAUGUAUUGAUUAUUUCCAUCAGUGUUUUAUAAUUUCAAAAUUAAUAAAUCUUUAGUUUUUAAUUAUUUGUAUAAAAGCGUGUAGAUAUUUCAUUUACGCUUGUAUAUUUAUUUUUUCAGGAGUUAUUUUGAUUAAAAAAGUCGGAGAUGGAUCAAAGAAAGUUCGUGGUACAUGGGAUUCCAUACACGUUGUAGAAGUGCAAGAGAAAACUACUGGUCGUAGUGCACAUUAUAAACUUACAUCAACUGUUAUGCUGUGGUUACAAACUAAUAAAGCCGUAUCAGGUAAUAUGAGCUUAGCUGGAAGUUUAACUAGACAAACAGAAAUGGACAGUCAAGUGUCAGAUGCUUCCCCACACAUAGCUAAUAUUGGACGUAUGGUAGAAGAUAUGGAAAAUAAAAUGCGUAACACUUUGAAUGAAGUUUAUUUUGGAAAAACGUGCGACAUAAUGAACGGUUUGCGAAGUGUUGUACCACUCAACGCUGAUGACGAAAAUAAAGAGGCGUUGAGACAAGACUUAACUGCUGCCCUACAAAAGCGACAUACAAAGUCUGAUGCAAAAGAUCCUAGUAGUCCAGCCACUAACUAGUGAUAAUGUUUUAAAAUAGAUCUUCCACCGGUAUAUUUUAUGAAUCUGUUUAACAUGAGUUAAAUAUCGGGUUUAAACUAAUCAAAUGCAACCUACUCGUUUAACAUUUUGUUAUUUUAAAUUCAUCUAUUUAAUGCGUUACGUGAUAAUUAAAUUGUAUUCAAUAAUUUUAGUUUGAUUCCCUUGGUUAAUUUUUUUAUUAUUUCAAUUAAAGAAAAUUUAAUUUUUCCUAUUUUUGGUUUUUUUUUAAUUUGCCCCUAUAAGUUAAUUUCAAAAACGGCCCUUAAUAUUUUAAUGUAUUCUUUCACAUAGUUAUUAAGACUUUGAGAGUUCAUUAAAACUGUAUGUUUCUAUGUUUACUGCCAAUAAAUUGAAAAAUAAUUAUGUUGCUUCUGUAGCAUUAUUUAUAUAUUGACUUCCAAGAUUAAUACAAUCUUUCUCAAUUUAUAGUGUUUUAAUUAAAUUAAUGUUGCUUGUAGGUUUGCACUGUACAUACAUAUUCAUAACAUUUCAAAGUUUAGAAAUUAUUAUUGAAUUUAUUUAUUGCAUAAAGUUUACGAAAAAUACCUAACAUGUAAAAUAGGUAAUCAAUUUGUAUUUCAUUUGUAUAAAUGAAAUGUUCAUAUUAUAUAGGUAAUAAUAUUUUUUUAACUAAUGUUUAUAAUAUUUAUUUAUUUAUAUUUAUUUUUCAUUAACUUUAUUUUAAGCAAUAGACCUACCUAUUAAAAUAUAUUUUAGUUACUCUUCAUAAUUAAGUUAUUAAUUAUGAUGCCGUGCAAAUUAAAUAAUAUUAUAUUUUAUUGGUAUAAUUAAAAAAUAUUUAAUAAAUGUUAAACAA
This is a messenger RNA of Cinara cedri, 3019 nucleotides long. Lineage: Eukaryota; Metazoa; Arthropoda; Insecta; Hemiptera; Aphididae. The record is from the annotation of a GenBank genome assembly.